UGAAUUUUAAAAUCUCCACGCAUGCCCAAAGGGAUGUUUUCGUCCAUAUUUGUUUACCUUUUGGAAGGCAAGUCGCACUUGUGAGUCAACCUAUUCUAAUUCAGCAGGACAUAACAAAUUAUUAGAAGUAUGACAUUUAAAAUGGAUUAAAACAACUUUACGGAUUACAUUCAUAUUUUAAGACAAGACUUGGUCAAUCGCAUCGAAAUAAUCAACAGCUUUUGCUUAAGCCUGAGCACAUGUCAGCAUUUCAUCAAAGGUGAAGCUUCGUCCGAUCAUUGACUCUGAGAGAGCCUUUGUCGUCAUCAUCUCAUUGAUCCAUUGAAAUUGAUUUGAUUGCCGAGGAGAGCAUACGAAUAAUUGUCACAAUGGGGAACACGUCGUCUUCUCGUAACAGACAUAUUUCUGGAGACGAAACGGGACCCUCUCUUACCGCUGGCAAAUUUCUCUCCGACUCCAGUUCCAGCCAGGAUAACUAUGAGGCCCUUCUUAGAUCUGGAUUCAGGAGACAGAGGGCUGCAACAACCCAGAGCCAGGGUGACACCUCCAUCAUUAAAACAAAACUUCUUCCAACUGUCUUCAAGUGGGAAGGGGGUGGCAAAGAUGUUUUUAUAACAGGUUCAUUUAAUAACUGGCAGGCCAAAAUACCAUUGGUUAAAAGCAGUCAUGAUGGUGAAUUUCUCACCAUAAUUGAUCUUCCGGAAGGGGAAUACCAAUAUAGAUUUUGUGUUGAUGGCAACGUGUGUGUAGACCCCAAUGAGCCCACUGUUACCAAUGACAAAGGCACUCAGAACAAUGUUAUUUCUGUGAAGAAAUCAGACUUUGAGGUGUUUGAGGCACUCGCCCUAGAUAGUUUGAACACCAACAGCAACAAAAAAGGAUAUGAUAUCCCUGGUUCUCCGACAGGAGAGUACUGUCAGGAUGUUCCCCCUAGGAAACCAGGAGAGAAACACAGCGGGCCACCAAUACUACCUCCUCACCUACUUCAAGUGAUACUAAACAAGGAUACUCCUGCACAUUGUGAACCAACUUUACUACCAGAGCCCAACCAUGUGAUGCUAAAUCAUUUGUAUGCUUUAUCUAUAAAGGAUGGAGUUAUGGUUCUUAGUGCCACACAUAGAUUUCGAAAGAAAUAUGUUACCACCUUGCUGUAUAAACCUAUAUAGGACUUAAAAGACAUAUAGGCAUAUUUUAUCAAAUUAUUGAGUAGAUAGUGUUUUAACUUUAUAAUUUUUCCCUUCCAUGCAAUGACUGUAUCAUUUGACCACUGAUUCAGAACAAGACAUAUAAUGGAGGAUUCUAGUCUUUCUGGUGUACAUUUUUGUUUCCUUGUGUAAUGUUUCAAAUAGGUUUCAGUUAAAAUAUUGUUUGUUCCAUCCUUUUGACCAACUUAGAAAACCUUCUGCAAAUAAUCAAUACAUUUUAUUACAAAUUCUCUUAAUAAAAUUAUUUUUCCUUUGUUAUAAAGAAAAACAAAAUAAUACUGGGAUUUUUAGAAUAUUUGCACAAAUGAGAUUAUUUUAUAUUGACAUGGCCCUAUUCUUAAGUUAAAAAGGAGAAACAAUCAAUAUUUGAAUUUAGACCAUAUCAGCAGGAUUUUGUGUUGAUUAGCCUGCUUGUCAUUGUGCAUAGAAACACUUCAUUUAAAUACCAAAAGACAGCAUGAGGUAAAAUUAAAUUAUUAGUAAAAUGUUUGCAAAAGGCCACUUGGUCAGAGUUUCUUGAACAUGUGGUAUCAUAGCUGUUGAAUUUGGUAUUAUGCAUCAGCUAUUUCAAUUCUUUAAUUCCAAAAUCAUACUCAUUUUUGAAAAAUAUAAUUUCAAGAUAUACCGUGGUACAUGUAUUUUGAAGUACAUUGUUGUAGUAAGUCGGUAUGGACGUUUUCAAUAAGAGACUGGGUAAAUGUGUGAGAUAUACCAAUAUGAUUUACUUUGAGGAGUUUUAGCUCACCUGAGCUUUUCUGAUCACUGUUUGUUGUCUGUCCAUAUAUGUCUGUAAACUUUUCACAUUUUCAUCUUCUCUAGAACCACAGAAUCAUGGCCUCUAGGGGUGGAGUGGGGCCGCAAUAGGGGAUCAAAAUUUUAUCAGUGAAUAUAUAGGGGAAAUCUUUAAAAAUCUUCUUCUCAAGAACCACUGAGUCAGAAAUGUUGAAAUUUACAUGAAAGCUUUCAUGAUAUAGUGUAGAUUCAAUUUUUUAAAAUCAUGACCCCCAGGGGUAGGGUGGGGCUACAAUCAGGAAUAAUGUUUUAUAUGCGGAUAUAUAGGGAAAAUGUUUAAAAAUCCUCUCAAGAAUGGCAGGAUCAUGAAUAGUCAUGUUAGUAUGCAAGCGUCCUUAGUAGUGCAGAUUCAAGUUUGUUUAAAUUGUGGCCCUCUGAAGUAAAUGGGGCCACAACAGGGGAUCAAAGUUUAACAUGGGAAUAUAUAUAGAAACCUCUUUAAAAAUCUUGAUCUCUAGAGCAGCAGGGUCAUGAUUAGUCAUAUUGAUAUGCAAGUAUCUUUAGGUAGCUCAAAUUCAGGUUUGUUCAAUUCAGGGGUAGGGUGGGGCCACGAUAGGAAAUCAAAGUUUUUUAUGGGAAUAGACAGGAAAUUAAUUCAAACAUUCUUUUCAAGAGUAGCAGGGCCACACUAAUUUAUGUCCAAAUGCAAAUGUUCCCAAGUUGUGUGGAUUCCAAGUUUUUUUUAUACCAGGGCUCUCAUAUUUUUUAUAUGUACAUUUCUUUUGACAAGACCUUUUCAUAUGGUUCUAAAGUUUUUAACUUAAAUGUACUCUUUCUCAAGUUAGGACUUCAUCUUGUAUGAACAGCUUUCUAACUUCAACAAUCAACUGUGUGACCUUGACCUUGAAGUUUGACCUACUUUGAAAACAACCUAUCAAAUAUCUCUGAACUAUGUAAAGUAGGACUUUCUUAAUUUGUAUAUAGAUUCUUUAUGGCAAGACCUUUCAUUUCAUACCAUGAUCCUUCCCUUCCAGAACAGCAAGGUCAUGUUGAAACGUUUGGGCUAGGCUGGCCACAAUAUGGGGUCAAACUUUUUCAUGGGAAUAAAGAUUGAAAAAAAAACUUUAAUGAAUCACAACAGCUGAACAAUAGCAGGGCCACAGUGACUCAGGUGAGCGAUGUGACCCAUGGGUCUCAUUUUGGGGGGUUGCAUAUUUUUGGUUUAUAUUUUGCAUAUAAUGGAUGCCCAAUGCGAUUUUUAAAAUUUUAAAUUUCAGACACAUUAAAUGAUAAAUUUACCAAUUUUUCCUUCUGUUUUAGAUUGCGAAGUUUUGGUACAUUGUAAUAUUAAAUAAUAUUCUAAACAUAGGAUGUGAUAAAAUUAAAAUAAAUGGACAAUAAAUUGUGAUGUUGUUAAAAACCAUAGGUGAUCUCAUCCUUGUUAUGUGUUUUGUUGGUAUAUGUAUGGGUUUUUUGAGACACAACUUGUCCGUAUGUUGCCUGAAGUUAGGACAUUGUUGUGCCAAAUUGUUAUUACUUAGGUAGUAAGUGAGAAAAGUAUAUAUGUAUAUCAGUAUUGUACUGUUGCAAUCACCUACACUGUUGAAAUAGAAGUUAACUCUGAUGUAUGAUUUAUUUUCGAAAGUCAGAAAAUGAGUUACAGUGGUAUUACCUUGUUUAACAAUUUAGCAUUCGAUUUCCCUUUGGCAGCUGUGUCGAAUGGUUUAGUUGUGAAUGAAAGGGUUUUUCAUCUUCUGUAUUCAAUAUACAAAUUUAGUAAUUAGAAUGAAUUAUUUUUGAAAGAAAAACUUUUUGUAAGCAAUUUGUAUGUCCUUGGUAAAACAGCUUGCUUCAUGCUAAUUUCGAUUGUUCCAAAUUUCUUACUCCUUCACUAUUUUAUGUAUAAUUCGCUAAUAGUUCUAGACCGCAUUUUUAUGUUAUGCAAGUUUGACUAUGAAACUUAAUGUGCUGGUUAAGGCUUUGAUUUUUUUUUCCAUUUUAACCAUUCCUAAAUAAAGUCUAAACAUGUCAUUAUACAGGUUGUGAAUUAAAACAAAGCUACGAGAAUUACAAAAGAAAAUCACAGCUUUGUGUAUUAUGUGAUGUAUGUAUAUCACUCAAACUUCUAAAUUUUAGUAGGUUUUUACAUGAUAUAAAUUCUCAGGUGUGUUCACAUUUUCAACAUGAAGCACUCUCCUGACUACUGGGGAAAUGAUUUCUUGUGGCAUAAGAAUAUGGCAGGACCAGAGUCCAUUUUACAGUCAAUUUAAACAUGUAGGAUUUUUCUUUCUCCAGCAGAGAUGCAUGGUGGAUAUGUGUGAAGGCAGUUUUUGUGUACCUAAGGUUCACAGUUUGAUAUUGAGGCUCUUGCAUGCAUAUGUGGUUUUGUGAAGAAUAAGUCUGGAACUGCCUAUAAGGAGGGCAUCAGGAUGAAUAUUUGAUGAAUUGAUGGGUAAUGAAUAUCAGGUAAUUGUGGACUUGACACAUUAGGGGUGGUUUAAGAAUGUAAGGUGGCAGAUAAUGAUUUUAAAGAAGUUUUACUGAUAUUUUGUGGAAUGUAAUUUUUACAUAUACAUGUAAAUUGUAUUUUCAUGAAAUGUAUUUGAUUUGCUGUAGAUACUAUUUUAAGAUUAAGAUGUUGCAAUAUGAUAUAAAGACAAAUGUAUCUUCAAGCUUCCUGCACAUAAUAUGAUUGAUUUCAUGAAAUUAAAUGUAUCAUCUAUUUAAGAAUUAUGUCCUUUAACGCAUAUUUCAGAUGGAGAAAUUCUGCUCUUAAAAUUAACAAUGAAGUGUAUCUCAAAUGAAAAUCUGUACAUAUAUAUGCAUAUUACAUGAUGACCGUUCUAUCUUAAGUAACCCAAUAAAGGACAGAAGUGAUAUGCUA
Ostrea edulis (European flat oyster) is the source of this 4821-nucleotide messenger RNA. Its product is annotated as 5'-AMP-activated protein kinase subunit beta-2-like. Gene Ontology annotation, molecular function: protein kinase binding. Gene Ontology annotation, cellular component: nucleus; cytoplasm; nucleotide-activated protein kinase complex. Bases 369 to 1166 code for a protein of 265 amino acids. The record is from RefSeq and is a predicted model, not a curated record. The transcript is spliced from 7 exons. NCBI's taxonomy places the organism in Eukaryota, Metazoa, Mollusca, Bivalvia, Ostreida, Ostreidae. Gene Ontology annotation, biological process: signal transduction.